AUGGGCCAACAACAACAACAAAUGGGGGAAUUGCUACAAAAGAUGCAAUGGCAGCAGCAACAGUUCAUGGCUACCAUCACAACCCAGAUGCAAGCAAAUGCACAAAAUGUGCAGCCCCCGCCAGGAAAUCCCACUGCCAAUAUACUGCCAAGGGCAGCAACAGCUCCUCCAAGAGUCAUAAACGAUGCUACUUCCUGGCUAAUGAAGAGGUUUCUCAAGAUUCAACCUCUCACUUUUGGUGGGAUUACCAAUGACACCCUCCAACCGAUGAAGUGGGUGAAGGAAAUGGAGAAAGCAUUUGAGCUCUUGGGUUGUACCGAGGCGCAGAAGUUACAAUGUGCUAGGUAUAAAUUGCAACAUGAAGCUGAAGCUUGGUGGCAGACAACCAAACCUAUUCUUGCUGCUGCCCAUCCUGAAUUGACAUGGGAGAUAUUUAAAGAAGCGUUCUUUGGGAGUUAUUUCCCCAGUUGUGUUAGAAGGAAGAAAGAAGUAGAAUUCACAGAGUUGAACCAAGGACCGAAAUCAGUCCUAGAGUACCAGCAGAUGUUCGAGGAGCUUUUCUUCUUUGCUCCUGAACAUAUGAAGACUGACGAGGCCAAGGCAAGGAAGUUUGAAGAUGGGCUGAGACCUUCCCUCGGCCAUGUAAUGGUAGCACACAAGGCACAAGGCUACUCUGAGGUCGUCCAAUGGCCAAGGCAAUAG
This is a messenger RNA of Telopea speciosissima, 702 nucleotides long. RefSeq lists its product as uncharacterized. The transcript has a single exon. Lineage: Eukaryota; Viridiplantae; Streptophyta; Magnoliopsida; Proteales; Proteaceae. The record is from RefSeq and is a predicted model, not a curated record. The coding region runs from base 1 to 702 and encodes 233 amino acids.